AUGCUCAUGCACCAGAACGCGCAUGCGGAGUGGUGGGCGAUGGGAGCUGUCGACGCUCUUUCUCAUUCUCUCUUUCUACCAGCCUUUUCCGCUAGAGCAGCUACCACGGAGACGCACCUCCCUUCGCUUGGCGCGCUGGCUGUCGUGGAAAAGAAAAGCGAGACGGGCUUCGGAGCAGCAAAAGAGAGAGGAGUGUACAGUCGCAGAGCCCUAUCUGUUUUCCAGUGCAUUCUUUCAUCAGAUGAAUUCACCAAAUAAAGCAAUUGAGUUGCAGUUGCAAAUACGACAAAAUGCUGAGGAACUUCAAGAUUUUGUGAAAGAUUUGGAAUCAUGGGAGAAGGAUAUUAAAGAAAAAGAUCAUGAUUUAAGGCAUCAGAGUGGCACUGCCGAAAAAGAUUUACCUCCAAUUCGGAAUGAAGCUUACAAAAAAAAGAAGAGCAAAGUUAAAACAGUCUCAAAACAAACAAGUGAGAAAAACGAAAAAAACAAGAUAAAAUCUUACGAUUACGAGGCUUGGGCGAAGCUGGAUGUGGAUAAGAUACUUGAAGAAUUCGAUAAGGAAGAUACCACUCAUGACUCAGUGUCAGAUUCUGAGGAAGAUGGAAUUCGCAUUGAUACAGAAAAAGCUCUUGCUGAGAAAGAAAAGGGCAAUGCUUAUUUUAAACAAAGAAACUAUGAUGCUGCAAUAGAAUGCUAUACAAAGGGAAUGAAUGCAGAUCCUUACAAUCCCGCUUUGCCUACAAAUAGGGCAUCUGCCUUUUUUCGGCUAAAGAAGUUUUCUGUGGCUGAAUCUGAUUGCAAUUUAGCUCUUGCCUUAAACAAAAAUUACACAAAGGCUUAUAGCAGAAGAGGGGCAGCUCGUUUUGCCUUGCAAAAUUUUAAGGGUGCCAAAGAAGAUUAUGAAAAGGUUUUGGAAUUGGAUUUAAACAACUUUGAAGCGAAGAAUGAACUAAGGAAAAUUGAACAGGCUCUCUUGUCAAAAGAAAAUUGUCAGGCUGAAGAAACAGAUACCUUUAGGAAAGUAGAAAUUGCAGAAGAUGAACUGAAACAAUUGGAGGAGGAUACAGAUACCUUUAGGAAAGUGGAAAUUGCAGAAGAUGAACUGAAACAAUUGGAGGAGGAGCAGUUGAAGCAAAAGGCUCUGGCAGAAAAAGAUUUGGGUAACAGAUAUUUCAAAGAAGGUAAAUAUGAAAUAGCAAUAGAAUGUUACACACGUGGAAUAGCAGCAGAUGGCACCAAUGCACUUCUUCCAGCAAAUAGAGCUAUGGCCUAUCUAAAAGUUCAAAAAUAUGGAGAAGCAGAGGAAGAUUGCACUCGAGCUGUGCUAUUUGAUCCUUCAUAUUCUAAAGCCUUUGCCAGAAGAGGCACAGCGAGAGCUGCCCUUGGAAAACUAAAAGAAGCUAUGCAAGAUUUCGAAAGUGUCCUGAAGCUGGAACCUGGAAAUAAGCAAGCAAUGAAUGAAAUAACAAAGCUUAAAAAUGAGUUAAUCGCAAAAGGAUUUUUGUCAGACACUGAAUAUUUUGGACUAUCACAGAAUGAAUCAGAAAUACAAAAUCUGGUAAAACCCUUUGAUAAGCCCUUACAUCUGAGAUCAGCUAAACCUUUAAGAAGAAUAAACAUUGAGGAAAUUAGUAAUGAUGUGCUAAGUGCAAAUUUGAUGUCCACCAGAGAAUCUGAGCCUAUUCAAUCUGUUUUUGAUAACCCAAAUAAAACACAGGAAUUAAUAUCUAUUAAGAAUCAAAAUGAAGAUUUUUCUUCUCCAUCUGAGACUCCCAAAGCAAAGCUGCUGAAAAUAGAAGAAAUUGGUGAUGCUUUGUUGACCGGAUCUGUUACCACAAACACUGUGAAAGAAAAACCAUCACUUCAGCCUUGUGCUAUAAAAAAACAAGCUAAGAGAGAAAAAUACAUUAUAUCUUCUGUGUCUGAAGUUUCCGUGCCUCCAGUCCCUGUGAAUUCUUUCCAACUUGAGUCAGAUUUCCGAAAAUUAAAAAAUUACCCCAAUCAAUUGUAUACAUAUUUGAAGCAAAUUGAUCCUUCCCUUUAUCCUAACCUCUUCCAAAAAUCAUUGGAUCCAGAAGUUUUUUGCCAAAUCUUGAAAAUUUUGCAGGAUUUUCAUACUAAGAAAGAAGAGCCUUUACUUAUCCUUGAAAUUCUGCACAAAUUAUCAGAAUCCAAAAGAUUUGAUAUGGCAGUUAUGCUUAUGUCAGAGUCAGAGAAAAAAACUGUACGUUGUUUAUUUGAUCAUUUGGAACAAUCUCAUUUGGAAGAUUCUCCUAUUAAGCAACUCAAGAUAAAAUACAGCAUUUAAUUUAAAGACUUUUUGAAUCUCUGUAUAAAUACAGAUUAUAUACUGCUUUGGAAGGACAGUUCCAUAUAGAUUAUUAUGAUAGAGAAUUUCAAGUUCAUUCUGCUUUUUUGUUAUGAGUUGAUCCACCAUGUUUUGCCUGAAUCUUAUUUAAUUUUUCAUUUUGAAUAUUCUGUAGAAACAAGAUUGACACUUUUACAAUAUCAAAUUCCAUUCUUUAUUAGUUGUGUGUUAAAAUUAUAUAUUUUAUUUGUAUAAAUAAAUUCACAAAUGUUAAAUUAUUUCAAAUCUUUUUUUUAUUUGCAAUAAUUCCAAUAUUUCUUGAAAAGAAUUUCAAGCUUAAACAAGUGAAAAAUCAUUUUUAAAAAACCCUGUAUCUAAUGCUUUCCUUAUUUUUAUUAUUUAGUCUUGGUAUCUUUUAAGAACAUUUGUUUGCCGUUAAAAUUUCAC
Notechis scutatus (mainland tiger snake) is the source of this 2755-nucleotide messenger RNA. RefSeq names its product RNA polymerase II associated protein 3 (gene RPAP3). The record is from RefSeq and is a predicted model, not a curated record. Gene Ontology annotation, cellular component: protein folding chaperone complex. Lineage: Eukaryota; Metazoa; Chordata; Lepidosauria; Squamata; Elapidae. Gene Ontology annotation, molecular function: protein binding.